AAUUCGAAAACAAUUUGUACUUUUACGUAGCAUUUUAUUCUUACACAUAUUUUAUUCAUUACACAAUUUGUCUGUAAUUUUAGCAACACAUGUGAGAGAAAAUUUUUUUAAUGAAAAAUAACAACCACCCUAAUAUGGAUGUGAACAUCUUUAUAAAUAUCAGUUCAAAACACGAUUUGCUGAAUCGGCGUAUUAUACCCAACGUACCUUGACUCAAGUCGUAUAUGCGCUUUUCUCUGAGCCAGGCAAAUUGAGGGCAGUGUCCAUUAACAGUUCUUAUUGAAAUGGUCAUAUGUUUUGUUUGGACCGCCGUUUGUAUUGCAGUAAGUUCAGCAGUUCUUGAAUACUCUUCAUUUCAUGAGUUCAAGAAUGCCUUCAAUAAGAGUUACAUGCAUGCAUUUGAUGAGUAUCGGAGUAAAGAGGCCUUCGAACAAAACGUCAAUAUUGUGCGGCAGCAUAAUAAAUUGUAUGAGAAAGGCGAAAGUAGCUAUCGUUUAAGGACUAAUAUAAUGGCUGAUAUGAACGGCGACUCUUAUCUGAAAGGCUUUCUACGUCUAUUGCAAAAUAAAGGCUUCAGAGCAGAUAUUGAUAUGGACUCGGAGAUUGUGGGCUCACCAAUGAUGCAACAAACACCAGAGAAUAUAGACUGGCGUGAAAAAGGCUUCAAAACGCAGCCGGAUAAUCAAAAAACCUGCGGCUCCUGUUACGCUUUUAGCAUAGCUAGGAACAUUGAGGGGCAGGUAUUCAAGCGAACCGGGCGCCUGUUACAUCUGAGUCCGCAGCAGAUUGUAGAUUGUAGUGUAUCGCAUGGAAAUCAGGGUUGUACUGGUGGAUCUUUACGGAACACAUUCAAAUAUUUGCAGGAUACUGGUGGUUUAAUGCGGGAACAGGAUUACAAAUAUGUUUCAAAGGUGAAUUGUUUAGAUAAAGGCGUAUGCCAAUUUGCUGGAGAACUGGCUGUUGUGAAUGUCACAUCGUGGGCAAUAUUGCCAGCUAAGGAUGAAAAAGCAAUUGAGGCGGCAGUGGCUCACAUUGGGCCGGUACCUGUCUCCAUAAAUGCCAGUCCACGCACAUUUCAGCUUUACAGCGAUGGUAUUUACGACGACGACUCUUGCUCUUCAGACACGGUCAACCAUGCUAUGCUUGUUGUGGGCUACAACAAAGAUUAUUGGAUUCUAAUGAAUUGGUGGGGCGAAUUGUGGGGAGAGAAUGGGUAUAUGCGUUUACGUAAGGGGAAAAAUUUGUGUGGCGUUGCUAACUAUGCAGCCUAUUCCAUUGUUUAGUGAACUUUUACUUCAUAAUAUGGGAUAUAUGGGAUUACGGACAAAAUAAAAUGAAAUGAAAGCCAAACCAUGAACCAAUACCAACAAAAAAAAAAAAAAUGUCAUAAAAUAUUUGAUAAUUGAAAGUAGAAAAUAACUUUUCCUAGACUAAUAUAUCUAAUUAAUAAUUGUGAAGGUUAUCGCUGUUUUUGUGGAGCCCGUUUCGCCAGAAGUCCCUUGCGGCGAUCAUCACAAGUUCUUGGAGAUUCAUCUAAAAUCAAUCGGACAAGAGAAAUUAGUUUUAUUAAUAGAUAAUCUUGUACCUGUCGAAGCUUUUUUUCCAAAUUAACAAAAUUGCGGUCUCAGCAAAUAUUUUUAUGAUUUUCGAGAAAAAAAACCGACAGUUAAUUGUUUAAAAAAAUGGAAAUUUUUGAAAAAAACAAAAAUCCUUCGAUCAGGUACGAGUUCUUUAGUGGUUUUUAGUUUUAGUGGUUUUUAAGUUACAGUGAUCACCAGUUCAAAAAACAUAGUUUUGAGAAAAACGCAUUUAAAGUUUUGCUGUUGAUUUAGGAGCACCCGAGCGCCCUUUUUUAAUUGUUGAAUAACUCAAAAAGUAUUUGUCGGAUUCACUUCAAAUUUUUCCACAACAUUUUUAUACUUUAAGAAAAUGCAAACAAAAAAUUCAAUUUUUUGAAAAUUCUGACUACCAAUAACCCGUUAUGUGAUUCAAGAAAAAAGUACAAUAAUAUUCUCUCUGUAAUAAAAAAAACACAACAGGUGAGAAAUAACACUCCGGGAUGAAAUACUAUCACAGCUUAAAGGUGGGCUUAAAUUAACCAAGAUUUUAUUGAAAGACAAUAUUAACAAAGUACCAAACUACUGCGUCUACUACGAAAACUGAUUGCAAUAGACCAGCAAGGGUCAUUGGGCAUAUUUAAAAAAGCUUCAGCCCAUAUAAAACAUAAAUAAAUAAAGAAUUGGCGAGUAUACUACAACCUUCACUUUUCCGAGCUGGGUAAAUUUUCCAGACUGGGAAGAGGUCUUAGACGUUACUUUCUGCACACACAAUAACUCCCAAAUAGUCAAAAAUUAGAGGGUAUCCGACAAGAAAUCCUUUUCGGACCAUAGUUGGAUUCUCUUCGAUAUCAAUCUCGAGCUAGAGAAAGCGACCCCAUAUAGAAACCCUAGAAAAACGAACUGGCACAUAUUCUAGUCUGGCAUAUGGCACAGUAUAGAGAUCCCUGGACGGUCGAGGGCAUCUGGAUACCGAAGAUGAAGUUCGAAGCUAAGCAGCCAUACCUACAAGCACACAACCGCAUUGUUCCGAUGGAUGUCUGGAGCAUCAUCAAAGUGGAGGCUCCGCAAAGGAACAGUGUGGCCUUCCUUCUCCACAUAUCGGAGAAGGGCAUCGAGCCACUGGGAAAGGGGCCAACAAACUUCGGUUCGACGUGAGGAAAGCGCAACUGAAGAUAUUCUGUUCUGCAAAUCCGAAAGAUGAGCAGAAUGAAGUUGACGGCGCCAACGAAUUUCUCACGGGCAUGCAACUUGACGACGCCGCUCCUACCAAAAACGAUGGCGUUAACGAGCAGCACCAUGGGUCUCCAAAUAAACCUGCAGCACUCGCGGAUUGCAACGGACAACCCAACCGUUCUUCUGGCGGAGGAGUACGUCGACAUCGCACUAAUCCAGGAGCCUUGCUGCGGAACACCGAGGUGAAGGGGUCGACUGGAAAAAACCCCAGCCUCUUCUACAAACGGACUGAAGGAUGUGACAGCUGUUGAGGUGGAAACCGCCGACGGUGUCGGCAUAAUACUGGCUUCCAUCUACAUGGCAUAUGAUCGGCCAGCACCACCCGAAGAGGUUCGUCGGAUUGUGCUUGAAGCUAGAAACAAAAACCUGCUACUCGGAUGCGACGUCAACCCAAGGCACUCUCUAUGGUCCAGUUCGGAAACGAAUGAAUG
Messenger RNA from Anastrepha ludens (Mexican fruit fly), 3223 nucleotides. Its product is annotated as procathepsin L-like. The coding region runs from base 285 to 1283 and encodes 332 amino acids. The transcript is spliced from 7 exons. Gene Ontology annotation, cellular component: lysosome. Gene Ontology annotation, molecular function: cysteine-type endopeptidase activity. The record is from RefSeq and is a predicted model, not a curated record. NCBI's taxonomy places the organism in Eukaryota, Metazoa, Arthropoda, Insecta, Diptera, Tephritidae.